Haliotis rubra (blacklip abalone) is the source of this 3159-nucleotide messenger RNA. Its product is annotated as nuclear pore glycoprotein p62-like. Bases 155 to 2623 code for a protein of 822 amino acids. The record is from RefSeq and is a predicted model, not a curated record. Gene Ontology annotation, molecular function: structural constituent of nuclear pore; phospholipid binding. Gene Ontology annotation, cellular component: nuclear pore central transport channel; nuclear pore. Gene Ontology annotation, biological process: RNA export from nucleus; protein import into nucleus. The transcript is spliced from 15 exons. NCBI's taxonomy places the organism in Eukaryota, Metazoa, Mollusca, Gastropoda, Lepetellida, Haliotidae.
CUUGCCGUCUGACUGUCAUUUCCUGUGCGCGAAACGAAAGCGAACACAUGAAAUUUUCGAACGGUAUCAUGUAUUUUUAGUCGCAGCGAGGCAUAACUUGAGAGGUUGUGAUAUUUGAACUGGUAUAUCUGAAGUCUUUGCCACAGAACACAAAAUGUUUGGUGGUAAUCAGAAUAAAACAGGUGGGUUCACCUUUGGGGCUACUACUGAAGGAGGACCAUCUGGUGGGUUUUCCUUUGGCACCCCAACAACAACAUCCUCUGCAGCCCCAGUAGGUGGUUUCACCUUUGGUGCCCCAACAAGCACUCCAGUUGCAGGGACGACUACAGCACCGGGUGGCUUCUCUUUUGGGGCUGCUCAGACUACAGCAGCAGCAGGAACAACACCUGCAGCUCCGGCUCCUGCUGGAGGGUUCAAUUUUGGAGCAACAGCACCAACAGCACAAACUGCAGCAGCUCCCCCACAGACUGGAGGAUUUGGUGUAGGAACACCUGCUAGUACAACACAAUCUGCUAGUACUGCUGGAGGUUUUAGUUUUGGAGGUGCAACUGCAACACCAGGUGCAACAGCAGCGCCAACGACAGGGGGAUUUAAUUUGGGACAAACAGCCACCACAGCAACUUCUGGUUUCAGCUUCGGGAAACCCACAGCAGGAUGUCAACCAACAAAUUCGAUGAUGUAUUCGCGGUUUGCUCCACAUGAGUCUCGAGACUCCCCAGGCGAUCGUAGAAGUCCUGGAUGUCAAUUUCCCAAUACUGGUAUAUCUGAAGUCUUUGCCACAGAACACAAAAUGUUUGGUGGUAAUCAGAAUAAAACAGGUGGGUUCACCUUUGGGGCUACUACUGAAGGAGGACCAUCUGGUGGGUUUUCCUUUGGCACCCCAACAACAACAUCCUCUGCAGCCCCAGUAGGUGGUUUCACCUUUGGUGCCCCAACAAGCACUCCAGUUGCAGGGGGUGCGUUUGGAACUCCCGCAACUUCUGCUGCAACAGGGGCAGGAUUUUCAUUUGGUGGAACCCCAACACAAGCACCUGCCGCUGCUAAUCCUGCUGGUGGAUUUGCUUUUGGUGGCACUGGUGGACAGACGACUACAGCACCGGGUGGCUUCUCUUUUGGGGCUGCUCAGACUACAGCAGCAGCAGGAACAACACCUGCAGCUCCGGCUCCUGCUGGAGGGUUCAAUUUUGGAGCAACAGCACCAACAGCACAAACUGCAGCAGCUCCCCAACAGACUGGAGGAUUCGGUGUAGGAACACCUGCUAGUACAACACAAUCUGCUAGUACUGCUGGAGGUUUUAGUUUUGGAGGUGCAACUGCAACACCAGGUGCAACAACAGCGCCAACGACAGGGGGAUUUAAUUUGGGACAAACAGCCACCACAGCAACAUCUGGUUUCAGCUUCGGGAAACCCACAGCAGUUGCAACUGGCAUCCCAGCAGUAGGGACAACACCUGCUGCCACUGCAGCGGCAACUACAGCAGCUGCAACUGGGUUCGGUCUUGGAACAGGAGGGUUCACAUUCGGUUCAACCGGUCCUUCAACAGCAGCAACUACAGCCCAGGCACCCAAGCCUACAGCUGUUGUAGGGAGUAUUGGUACUGGGGCACUGGGUGCCGGACUUGGUGGAAGCUUCAACCUGACAGGAACUACGACAACAACUGCAGCAGCCAAACCGGCAACUACUGCUACUACAGCCCCAGGUGGUUUCAAUCUUAGUGGAGUUGGUCUAAAGCUGGGAACAGCAGCAGCAGCAACAACAGCUGCUUCAACUGGAUUCAGCUUAGCAACACCUGCAACAGGGACUACUACAGGACUCACUCCUGGAGGACUCACUCCUGGAGGACUCACUACUGGAAUACAGGCAACUUCAACAACAGCCAGCACUGGUUUAAACCUGGCUCUGAAACUUGGGACGUCUACUGCAGCAACAACAGCACCAACAGGUUUUGGCCUUGGUUCCUUCGGCACAGCAUCCACUACAGGACAGCCAGCUGCAAGUACCAUCACGACAACAGCACUGAGUGCAGGGAAGCAGAUGACAUACAGGCAGCUGGAAGAUAACAUCAACAAGUGGACAGCAGAACUGGAGGACCAGGAGAAGAUCUUCCUCCAGCAGGCCACACAGGUCAACGCCUGGGACCGACUUGUGAUGGAGAACGGAGAGAAGAUUGUUUCACUGAACAAGGAGGUCGAGAGAGUGAAGACUGACCAGCAGAAGUUGGACCAUGAGCUGGACUUCAUCCACGCCCAGCAGCGAGAGUUGGAGGAACUCCUGGAUCCCCUGGAGAAGACCCUGGACCUCCUUCCACCCAUCAGCUACCAGCAGCAUGCAGACCUGGAGCGCGAACACACGUAUCAGCUGGCAGAAAGUCUGGAUGCCCAGUUGAAGAGGAUGGGGCAGGACCUCACGGAGAUCAUUGAUCGUCUCAACUCCUCCAACUCAAAGACCGACGCCCAAGACCCGACGCAGCAGAUCACCAAGAUCCUGAACGCCCACAUGGAUUCGCUACUGUGGAUAGACAGAAACACAGUGACUUUGAGUCGUCGAGUGGAGGACAUUGGUAAGCAGAUGGACUUACAACGUAAAGAGCAGGAGAGGAACUUCCGUCUGGCCUACAGUUGAUAAAGAUGGCUGUUGCUGGUUGUGUUGGAUGUGUCAAGGAUUCUGGGACACUUGUCAGACGUGCGAGGUUGAUGCCACAUGUCAGACAUGCGAGGUUGAUGCCACAUGUCAGACGUGCGAGGUCGAUGCCACAUGUCAGACGCAAGUGACAGCACUACUUGUUGUUUAUAUAGAAGUGACAGAUUUUCAGACAUCCGUGGGAUCAACAUUUUCUGGAUCAUGCCAUUGUUGCCGAAACUGGCUCCAGACAAGAGCAGAUGCUUGUGACUCAGUUAUGUUUUCUAUUGACCGUAACAUACACUUUCAUUUUCAUAAGUUCAGGAUGUGUUAAAACGAUAGAGCUCAAAAUUUUGAUACUUUGUGAAAAACGUAUGUGUCUGUAAACAUGAUGAAUGUCCUUGUGUGUAAAUGGCACAUCCUGUCAUCCACAGGGAUUAGAAUGAAGUUUUGAGAAAAGCCGAACUAGCCGAAGCUCCUGAUAUUUAGGCAUUUUAGACCUUUAAAACUGGCUCAGAAAUGACAAUAUCAUGAAAACA